Molecule: messenger RNA, 1317 nt
Organism: Rubroshorea leprosula
Lineage: Eukaryota; Viridiplantae; Streptophyta; Magnoliopsida; Malvales; Dipterocarpaceae
Source: the annotation of a GenBank genome assembly
CAAUAGUAUGUCCAGUAGUGAUAAGGAAAGUGAGUCAUGGUCACUUGGUUCGGUAGAAGCAACAGGUUCUGUUCAAGGCAAGAUUAAAAGAUUUUCAAGCUUCUCUAAAACUGGAGAUGAGGAAGACAACUACGUGGCACCUUGGCAUGAACGGGUAGGGGAGGGCAAAAAGGAGAGUCUGUCACUUGAUGUUUGGCCAUCUCAAACAUUAAAUGAGGCAUUAGAGAAUUGCAUUCCCAAGGGGAGAAAUUCAAAUAUUAACCGAAAAAUAAUGAAGGAAAUGUCAGAUGGAUAUGGGAGAAUGGAGAUGACGGCUGCAUCUUUUGAAAAAAGUAAUGAUGCAGGUGGGAUUAACGAAGAAGAAGAAACUGGAAAAAACUAUAGUAUGAAUAAAAAAACUAUUGUUGAAAAAAUGGGCACCAAUUUAAGGAUGGACCAAACCAGUAAUAGAACGGUGGAUCAAGGUGAAAUUGGGCUAGGUGCAGAUGGGCUAGGAAAGAAACACAAAAGGGAGAUUAGGAAACUGGUGGGUAAGGAGCAAGUCGAGUUUCUAAUGCUGCAAGAAACAAAGAUGGGUAAUGUAGAUAAAGGCAUAUGUAGAGAAAUGUGGGGUACUAAAAAUUUUGAAUGGGUAGCUAAGAAUGCUGAAGGUAGUGCAAGAGGCCUUUUGUGUUUAUGGAACUGUGAGAUCUUUGUACUUGAUAAGUCAUUCCAGGGGCCAGGUUUGCUGGGUGUCUAUGGGUUUUGGGGUAUUGAGAGGGUCCCUUGUUGCAUUAUAAAUGUUUAUGCCCUUUGUGACAGUAAUGGUAAGAGAGAUUUGUGGUGCAAUCGGAGCAAUAUUGCCAAUAACAAUGUGAUAGCUAUGUGUGUCGGAGGUGACUUUAAUGUCACUAUUUCACAAGAGGAAAAAAAAGGGUGUCGAGGCAAUCAAAAGGAGAUGGAGGGUUUUGAAGAGUUUAUAGCAGAAACAGGUUUGAUUGAUUUGCCAAUGAUUGGGAGAAGUUUCACUUGGUAUCAACCAAAUGAGAAAGCUAUGAGUUGCUUAGAUAGAUUCCUAAUGAAUGAGGAAUGGCUUACAACAUGGCAGUGUUUGAAGCAUUGGGGAUUAAAAAGGAGCAUUUCAGACCAUUGCCCGAUGCUGUUGAAAAAUGAGAUGAAGAACUGGGGACCAAAGCCAUUUCGCUUUUUCAAUGCUUGGCUAAGGCAUCCAUAGUUCAAAGAAAAGGUAGCAAAGGAGUGGAGAACAAUGGAGGUGCAAGGAAUGGGUAGUUUUAUCCUCUAAGAGAAACUUAAAGCAACUAAAGCAUUCCUUAAAAA